Molecule: messenger RNA, 318 nt
Organism: Lachancea dasiensis
Lineage: Eukaryota; Fungi; Ascomycota; Saccharomycetes; Saccharomycetales; Saccharomycetaceae
Source: the annotation of a GenBank genome assembly
AUGAACAAUUGCAAAAGAGCAGAUUUGAUUGUUUCCUACACACAUAAGGUGCCACCAAAGGCCAGCACAAGUGCUGCUAGUCAGGGCGUACUAGCCCAGUCCAUGCCUAUGGCCGCCAUGUUUAUGAAAAACAAGUUUCUGGCCUGGUUUGCGCUGCUGACUACUGUUCACUAUAGCCUGACUGCGGAGGCGGACCAAUCGAGCCCUGAUCAAUCUCCAAUUCUCAAACUCCUUUUGUCUGCGGUCUCACUCGCAGUUUGCUACAUGAAUUUGAUCUUUCCUCAACCAACCGCAGCUCCUAUCGGUAAAAAGGCAUAG